Molecule: messenger RNA, 920 nt
Organism: Ceratosolen solmsi marchali
Lineage: Eukaryota; Metazoa; Arthropoda; Insecta; Hymenoptera; Agaonidae
Product: tRNA (guanine-N(7)-)-methyltransferase
Exons: 6
Coding region: 41-817 (258 amino acids)
Biological process (GO): RNA (guanine-N7)-methylation; tRNA methylation
Cellular component (GO): tRNA methyltransferase complex
Molecular function (GO): tRNA (guanine(46)-N7)-methyltransferase activity
Source: RefSeq, a predicted model, not a curated record
GAAAUUUAUUUUAAAGUUUUAAUAUUUGGUAAAUAACACAAUGGCAACUUUUACAAUGGCUUUACCACAAAAAAAAUUUUAUCGUCAACGUGCUCACUCUAAUCCUAUAGCAGAUCAUUGCAUUGAAUAUCCUAUCAAGCCUGAUAUUAUGGAUUGGACGGUACUAUAUUCAAAUAUUAUUCCAAUAUUUGAUACAAACAGGAGUAUUAAGAUAUUGAAUAAAUUUGUCGAAUUUGUAGAUAUUGGUUGCGGGUAUGGUGGAUUACUUGUUACACUUUCACUAAUGUUUCCUAAUAAUUUAAUUGUGGGAAUGGAAAUUAGAGUCAAGGUUUCAGAUUAUGUGAUUGAUAGAAUAGCAGCAUUACGUUCUCAAUUCCCAGAUCAAUAUCAAAAUAUUGCUUGUAUUAGAACUAAUACUAUGAAAUAUUUGCCAAAUUACUUUUAUAAAGGCCAAUUAAAAAAAAUGUUUUUCUUAUAUCCUGAUCCACAUUUCAAAAAAGCAAAACAUAAAUGGCGUAUUAUCAAUAAAUCUCUUUUAGCUGAAUAUGCAUAUGUUUUAGCAGAAAAUGCUAUUGUAUAUACAAUGACCGAUGUCAAAGAUUUACAUGAAUGGAUGGUACAACAUUUAACAGUACAUCCAUUAUUUUUACGUAUUCCAAUAGAGCAAUUGACUUCAGAUCCAAUUAUUGAAAAAUUAUAUGAAAGUACUGAAGAAGGACAAAAAGUAACCAGAAAUAAUGGUGAUAAAUUUUUAGCAGUUUUUCGACGAAUUUCUGAUCCUUAUUUAAAUAGUAAAGAAGAAUUUUUAAUAACAUAAAAAUUAAUGAUAUUAUCUAUUACUAUUGCAUUGUAAGAGUGUAAAAAAUAAAUUUUUGUAAAUCUAAAAUCGAAAUAAUUUUGAACUAAUAAAUAUUGAUUAA